GCUGAGGAGCUUAGGGGCGGGGUGGGAAGGAGGACCGGCCAACCCCGGGGUGUGGGACAGAGUGCGUGUGUGUGGUGUGUCCGCAAGAGAAGGAAGGUGGCGAAGGGAGGAGAGCCCGAGUGGGUGGAGGGAGGGGACGGGAGGGAGGAGAAAAAGGUGGGAGGAGGGCAAGGUGGGAGGGUGGCGGCUCACUCAGGACCCGGCGGGGGCAGCGCGAUGAGGCGGGUGACCCUGUUCCUUAACGGCAGCCCCAAGAACGGGAAGGUAGUUGCUGUAUAUGGAACUUUAUCCGAUUUGCUUUCUGUGGCCAGCAGUAAACUCGGCAUCAAAGCCACCAGUGUGUAUAAUGGGAAAGGUGGACUGAUUGAUGAUAUUGCUUUGAUCAGGGAUGAUGAUGUUUUGUUUGUGUGUGAAGGAGAGCCAUUUAUUGAUCCUCAGACAGAUUCUAAACCACCUGAAGGAUUGUCAGGAUCCCACACAGACUGGCUAACAUUAAAUGUUGGAGGGCGGUACUUUACAACUACACGGAGCACUUUAGUGAAUAAAGAACCCGACAGUAUGCUGGCCCACAUGUUCAAGGACAAAGGUGUCUGGGGAAAUAAGCAAGAUCAUAGAGGAGCUUUCUUAAUUGACCGGAGUCCUGAGUACUUUGAACCCAUUUUGAACUACUUGCGUCAUGGACAGCUCAUUGUAAAUGAUGGCAUUAAUUUAUUGGGUGUGUUAGAAGAAGCCAGAUUUUUUGGUAUUGACUCACUGAUUGAACACCUAGAAGUGGCAAUAAAGAAUUCUCAACCACCAGAGGAUCAUUCACCAAUAUCCCGAAAGGAAUUUGUCCGAUUUCUGCUAGCAACUCCAACCAAGUCAGAAUUGCGUUGCCAGGGCUUGAACUUCAGUGGUGCUGAUCUUUCUCGUUUGGACCUUCGAUACAUUAACUUCAAAAUGGCCAAUUUAAGCCGCUGCAAUCUUGCACAUGCAAAUCUUUGCUGUGCAAAUCUUGAACGAGCUGAUCUCUCUGGAUCAGUGCUUGACUGUGCCAAUCUCCAGGGAGUCAAGAUGCUCUGUUCUAAUGCAGAAGGAGCAUCCCUGAAACUGUGUAAUUUUGAGGAUCCUUCUGGUCUUAAAGCCAAUUUAGAAGGUGCUAAUCUGAAAGGUGUGGAUAUGGAAGGAAGUCAAAUGACAGGGAUUAACCUGCGAGUUGCUACCUUAAAAAAUGCAAAGUUGAAGAACUGUAACCUCAGAGGAGCAACCCUAGCAGGAACUGAUUUAGAGAAUUGUGAUCUGUCUGGGUGUGACCUCCAAGAAGCCAACCUGAGAGGUUCCAACGUGAAGGGAGCUAUAUUUGAAGAGAUGCUGACGCCACUGCACAUGUCACAAAGUGUCAGAUGAGAAUUCCAGGGGCUGGAGGAAGAGGUCCAAGAUGAAAAAUGUUUUCCUUAUCACUUUUCUUUCUCCACCCACUCAGUCGUCUAGAAGAAACAACACUGUAAGGGAAUUUAAAAAAAGCAGUUAGAGGAUUAUGCUAGUUCUCAGCGGUGCAUAAGGGAAAAAAACUGACUUUUUUUCCACAUUCUAACAGAAAAGCACUCAUUUCAUAGAUGUAGGGAAACUAGAUUAUAUUGUUGCCUUUUGAAUGGGGUACGGGGAUUUGCCUGGUUUUAUAACCAGGAAUAGUAUCUAUUCUAUUUGCUUUUAAAUAGGCAUGAUGUGGAAAUACCAUCUUGGUUUGAGAUGCUUAAUUUAUGAAAAGCACAACAUAUGCAAUUAUAUUUAUUGACUACCUAGAUGCAGUAUGGAUAUUUAAAUUGUUAAACUUUAUGAAGACUUUGAAAAGGUUGUUCAGGUUUAUCAAUAGCUUUAGUGAUGGCUCCCCUCUUUACCUGUCACACCGUAUGAAUAUGGUGAGAUCAGACUUCCUAAGACUCUCUUUUCAGGUUCAUUUUUAUGAUGUUUAUUUUUUAGAACGAAACAGUAGCUAAAUUAAAGAAAUAUCCAGUUCUUAGAGUGGAAAGAAAGACAUCAUUGUACAUCACUGUCACUCUGUAGGUACAGUGGAACGAACGUUUCAGAUGGAAGAAUAAUUUAUCUACAGCUACAACUUUUAAAUGAGGAUUUCUCAGAAUUUUAUUCUAGGCAAGUUCCACUCAUCCUCAGACCAGGCAAUUCUAUCUAAUUUACAUACACUACUAGCCUAGUUUUCUCCUAUACAAUCAACAGAAGCAUAGGCAGAUGCUUCCAAAAAAAACCAAGGUGCAUGCAUCAUUAAUAUUCAUUUAAUUCAAAUGCCAAAUAGCUUAAACAGGGCCGGCUUAGAGACAGGUAUUAAAUCUAAAUCCACUACGAAGCUCUAAAAUGUGAGUGAAUAUGGCAGAGUUGCCUUUCAGAAGGCAACAUAAUUUCGGCUAGACCCCUACAACGGGGAAUGAGGAAUGUUAACCUGACAGUUUGAUUAUGGCCACCAAAAAAAGACAGACAUUUGGCUGGUCCAAGAUGUUACACCAGUCAGUCAGCACCUGUGGUUCUUUUAUUCAUAUUUUCUGUUUUGUUUUUAACCAAUUUUAAUCCCAUUUUCUCGAGUCAUUAUCUUGCUGCAGAAAUAGGGCCCGUACCUCCCUACCAGUAACCUGGUGUCCUUAUGUCUACCCGAAGAGCAGGGAUAUGAGCUGUGUCCAAAUGGGUUCUGAAUUCUGCAGACUCUCAUGAACUUGAGGCAACGAUCCAUUAAAAACCACUUUUGUCUCCUUUGGGAGAAUGACAUCUCUUCAGUAUUUACGUAGCUUAUUCUUCUAUAUCUACAUAUGCAAAGCUUUCCUUAACAGAAAAGGUACAUAUGCAUAGCUGGAAGGAGAUCGGACCUUUAAAGUGAAGGAAAGCGACUUCAGAAAUGAAUUAUUUUCUUUGCUUUAUUAUUUUUACCAAGACAGAGAAGUAUUGUAUUGAGAGAUAUCUAUUUUCAUAAUCAAUAUGUGCCUAAAUUAUAUUUAAAUCAUUUCACUCUGUACUAUAUUUUCAGUAAUUAUAGAAUGUGUUAUUCAUUUACUUAAAGGUACCUCUGUAGACAUAACCUAAAACUGCAGAAGGAUCUGAAAGAUCUAAACACAGUGUGCUCUAGUAGAAGCUGCAAAAUUUAGAUCUAAUGUAUUCUGCAUUAAUAAACAAUAUAAAAUGUUGAAAAGGCGUUUUUUUUCUCUUGCUUUUGAAAAUCAGCACUUUCUGUAUUUUACUUACAUUUCUUCAAUAUGUGUUGACCAGCCCUGAGGGUCUGGGUAGAAAAGGAAAUACAGCAUAACAAUUGUUAUGGAUUAGUCUCUUUAAGUACCAUUAAAGUAAAUUCAUUGCUUUAAA
This is a messenger RNA of Propithecus coquereli (Coquerel's sifaka), 3342 nucleotides long. It is a transcript of the gene KCTD9, whose product is annotated as potassium channel tetramerization domain containing 9. Gene Ontology annotation, biological process: protein homooligomerization; intracellular signal transduction. The coding region runs from base 217 to 1386 and encodes 389 amino acids. The record is from RefSeq and is a predicted model, not a curated record. Gene Ontology annotation, molecular function: protein binding. The transcript has 12 exons. Lineage: Eukaryota; Metazoa; Chordata; Mammalia; Primates; Indriidae.